Aphidius gifuensis is the source of this 2657-nucleotide messenger RNA. It is a transcript of the gene Letm1, whose product is annotated as mitochondrial proton/calcium exchanger protein. The record is from RefSeq and is a predicted model, not a curated record. NCBI's taxonomy places the organism in Eukaryota, Metazoa, Arthropoda, Insecta, Hymenoptera, Braconidae. The transcript has 4 exons. Gene Ontology annotation, biological process: intracellular monoatomic cation homeostasis. Bases 139 to 2433 code for a protein of 764 amino acids. Gene Ontology annotation, molecular function: calcium ion binding; ribosome binding. Gene Ontology annotation, cellular component: mitochondrial inner membrane.
AUUCCUGAACUAACUUCAAGUUUGUGGUGAUGGCUGUAUGGCGUGUGUUAUCACAAAGGCUAAAUACUUAGAAUAGUCGAGAAGAAAAAGAAAAAAAAAACUACAUAAUUUAUAAAUUAUUAAGUAUUACUAUUAAAAAUGAAUACUAUUGUUUAUUCAAAAGCAAUGGCUGGUGUUAAUUCAGCCAUCAUAAAACGAUGUUAUUCGAGAUGUCCAUUAAAUUUCGAAUCACAAAAGUUACUUUUUUCAUGUACAAAAAAUAUCGAUAAUAAUUUAAGACGUCAAAUUGAUUCAACAUCAUAUGAGGCAUCAUUACAAAAAUUUUCAUUAACACAAAAUCGUAAUUUUACAUUAACACCAAGAUGGUGUGCACAGGAAUCAUCAUCAAAAGUUGAAGAUACAGUUAAAAGUUUAAAAGAAGAUAAAGAGGAAAAAGAUAAAACAACUGUUGUUGCAUCAAAUGAUGCAUCAAAAAAAGCUGAACAAGCAAUUGUUGAAAAACGUACAAUGUGGCAAAAGGUUAAAGCUGAAAUGGUACAUUAUUAUCAUGGAUUUAGAUUACUUGGUUUAGACAUGAAAGUAUCAGCAAAAUUAAUUUGGCGUGUUUUGCAUGGUAAUGAAUUAACAAGAAGAGAACACAAAUUGCUUGUUAAAACAACUGGUAACAUGUUCAGAUUAAUUCCAUUCUCAGUAUUUAUUGUUGUUCCUUUCAUGGAACUUUUAUUGCCAGUUUUUAUUAAAGUAUUUCCUGGUAUGUUGCCAUCAACAUUUCAAACAGCAACUGAUAAAGAAGACAAGCUAAAACAAGCAUUAAAAGUUAAAAUUGAAAUGGCUAAAUUUUUACAAAAAACACUUGAUGAUAUGGCUGUUCAAUCAUCAGAUCAUCGUUCAGUUAAAGCCAAAGAAUUUGCUGAAUUUUUCCAAAAAAUGCGUUCAACUGGACAUGAAGCAUCAAACCAAGAAAUCAUGAAGUUCAGUAAAUUAUUUGAGGAUGAAAUAACAUUAGAUUCAUUAUCAAGAGCUCAAUUAAUAGCUCUAUGUCGUGUCUUGGAUGUACAAACAUUGGGUACAACAAAUUUCCUUAGAUUUUUAUUGAGAAUGAGACUAAGAAAUUUAGCUGCUGAUGAUAGAUUAAUUGAAAAAGAAGGUGUUGAUACACUUGAACGUGCUGAAUUACAACAAGCAUGUAGAGCAAGAGGUAUGCGUGCAUAUGGUAUGCCAGAAAAUAGAUUGAGAGAUCAACUAUCACAGUGGCUUGAUUUAAGUAUUAAUCAAAAAGUACCACCUUCAUUAUUGUUACUAUCACGUGCAUUGAUGGUACCUGAUACAAUGCCAAUGGAAGAAAAACUUAAGGUUACAAUAUCAUCAUUACCAGAUGAUGUAUUGGCACGUACAAAAGGUUCAAUUGGUGAAAAAGAAGGUAAAAUUGAUCAUAAAACAAAUAUUGAAAUUAUUAAAUUAGAAGAAAAGAGAAUAUUAGAAGAAAGAGAAGAAAAUAAAGAAUCAAUUCAACCAGAACCAAUUGUAUCAUCAUCAUCAUCAUCAUCAUCAAUAAAUGUUGAUGAUAAAAAAGAUGAAAUAACAACAAAUGAUGUUAAAGUACUUGAACAAGCACUUGAUUCAAUUGGUGAAAAGAAAAUGGCUGUUGAAAAAGAAGAAUUAAAAGAACUUAAAGAAGAAAUGGCUGAAUAUCAAGAAGAUAUACAAGAACUUGCACAAAUAACAUCACAAUCAGAUGCUGAUAAUGCUAAAGAUUUACAAGUAUCAAAAGGUGCUAAACGUUUAUACAAUAAGGUUAAUAAAAUGAUCAAUAAAAUGGAUGUUGUAUUGGGAGAAUUAGAAAAAUCAGAAAUGAAAGUUAAAGAAAAAAUUGAAACAUUAAAAUCAGAAGAUAAAUCUGAUGAUAAAGUUGUUGAAGAAUCAGUUAAAAUUGAUGAAUUAAUUGGUGCUAUUAAACAAAUACAAAAUAUUCCUGAUGAUGCUAGAUUAGCAAGAAUUGAAGAUAUUCUUGGAAAAAUUGAUGAUGACAGAGAUGGUGCUAUUAAAAUUGAAGAUGUUUUAAAGGUUAUUGAAAUGAUUGGAAAAGAGGAUGUUAAAUUGAGUAAAAAACAAGUUACUGAAUUGAUUGAUUUGAUUGACAAAGAAGAAGUUCUUGAGGUAGAAGAUCAAAUACAAAAAGCACUUACUAAGGAAAAUAAAGAUAAAGAAGCAUCACCAGUUCCAUCAACACCAGUAACUAAAGCUGAUAAACCACUUAAGGAAGAAUUUGAUGAAGAAAAAAAUACAAAAAUUAACAUCAAAACAUCAGCUGGUGAAGAACUUCAUGAUAGUGCACCUGUUUUAAAAGAUUCAAAAAAAACAAUUAAAAAUACAUCAAUAUCUGGUGUACCACCAUCAAAUCCAAAAAAAGCUGAAGGUUCCAAGCAUCUGUGAUUUGCACAAUAAAUAAAUAAUUAAGUCAACGCUCUUUAGAAUAAUAAAAACUUCUUUUUAAUUGUUUUUUUUUUUUUUUUACCAGAAUGAUUUACAAGUAAAAUACAGUUAAAAUUAAUUAUUUAAAUAAUUCAAUUAUCUUUUAAACAAUAAUAAUCAAGAAUUUUAAUACGAAAAAAUUGUAUUUUUUAAAGCAAAAUGAUCAAUUCAAAAUAAGCGACAGA